AAUAGAGCCUUCGACUGCAGCGGAUACAAUUUAUACAGCAUAGUCUCGGCCUCUUUCCUCAACAGAGAAUCCCAGUGUGAGGUUUCUGUGUGGGGCAUAACACAUACCGGAAAUUGUGACGUACAACAGGUGUGGAUGGGAAAUGGCUGGGUAGGACUGGAAUUCAACGCAAGAAUCUUGCCUGACCUGAAAAGAAAAUGUCUCAGAUUAUUCCGGACGAGGCAUCUUUUGCAGACUUCAGAAAACAAUGCCUAUCAACGGACAAUUGGUAUAACAAAUAUGAUAAAAACGACAUGCAGGUUUGGGUUGAGUCGGCCCCUGUCACGACCACACAAAGCAUCAAAAAUUCGCCUAAAGUUCACAAGAUAAAGUGCAAAAUGACCAUAAAAGAUGUGUCAGCUGCCACCAUGUUUGAUGUCCUUCAUGACGGCCAGUAUCGUAAAAAGUGGGAUCCCACCAUGUUGGAGAGUUUUGACAUUGCCCGUCUCACCCCAAAUGCUGAUGUCGGAUACUACUCAUGGGUCUGUCCCAAACCUCUGAAGAACAGGGAUGUCAUAACUCUGCGUUCAUGGCAGGUUAAGGACAACGAAUACAUGAUCAUCAACUUCUCUGUCAAACACCCGAAAUAUCCCCCUGGCAAGUUGCUGGUGCGUGCCAUCUCUGUCCUGACUGGAUACCUGGUGCAGCCUACAGGCCCCAACAGCUGCUCCUUCACAUACCUCUCACAGGCUGACCCCAAAGGUUCUCUUCCAAAGUGGGUGGUGAAUAAAGCAUCUCAAGUGUUGGCUCCUAAGGUGAUGAGGUGUGUGCAUAAGGCGGGUCAGAACUACCCAGAGUGGAAACAGCAGAACUCUCCGGACCAGAAGCCCUGGCUGUUCCCUGAGCAGAGCCAGCUUCCACUGAUGAACCCGGAAGAACUGUCAAUCCAGCGUGCGGAUUCCCUGGAGAACGUUGACGAGAGCACCACUCUGGACUGUCAGGAAAAUGACAAGGCUGAGGAAAGCAGCUGAGCUUGUCUGGUUGUGUAUGAGGAGAUACAGGCCAGGGGAGAGAACCUAGCGAUAUUUCUUCAUGGGACUUAAUUCCAAACCUCACUAUGACUGAUCGGUCUGUAUUUAUCCUGUUCAUCAUAUGUGCCUUCCUGGAUGAGGAAGGCAAACGUGUUCACAGCUGGGCAGAAGGAGACUUAACAGUUGCCAUUCAGAUCCAUCUACUCCCCCUUAAGUGAAUUGAUAAUCCUUCUCGUGUUUGCCACAACACAAUGCAGACUCUAGAUUUAGCAAAAGUACAGUAAAAGUGUCAGUUAAUGGGGGGGUGAUUGCGGAUGGCGUCGUAAAACUACUGAUUGAAACUUCUGUAUUUCAAUCUAUAGGUGGACAUUUUUGGACAGAUUAUGAACAAAGGCAAAAAAUAAUUUCUAUGAAGAGAAUGGCCUAUUUUAGCUGUUUGAUUCCGGUUUUGAAUUUGUCAAUGAAAGUGAGGUUUGUUUUUAUGUACUGCUAUUUAAAUUAGGUAUAGUUCUCAUUUUUCUUAUGAUGUAACCAUAGUAGCUAACUAUAUGGUUCAUACCCUUAUAGAAUGAAGGGACGGUGCUUUGUCACUCCUCUGGGCCUUGUGAGGAUAAUUAUAGGUGUAUUUACUGAAAUGUCAGGCAACCGGGGGGGGGGGGGGGGG
Messenger RNA from Hypomesus transpacificus, 1674 nucleotides. RefSeq names its product START domain containing 14 (gene stard14). The record is from RefSeq and is a predicted model, not a curated record. The coding region runs from base 198 to 1010 and encodes 270 amino acids. NCBI's taxonomy places the organism in Eukaryota, Metazoa, Chordata, Actinopteri, Osmeriformes, Osmeridae. The transcript is spliced from 7 exons. Gene Ontology annotation, molecular function: lipid binding.